AUGGCUUGUCGUCCUAAUGUUUACGAAAGUGGAUAUGAAGAAUCGAGAUUUAAGACUUUUUGUCGUGAAUGUAUUGAAGAACAUCUACGAGUUAAUGCACAAAGAUGUCCUCAAUGUCAAGAUGAUUUAACUGUAGCUACGCUUCAUCCAGCGCGUGUUAUAAAUAACGUGAUUUCAAAGUUAAAGAUCAACUGCGACUACGCCAGUCGUGGUUGUCCUGAAUUUAUAAAUGUCGAAGAUCUUGAAAGACAUGUUGAAAAUUGUGGCUUUGCUCCAGUGUUGUGUUCUAAUGAACGUUGUGGUCUGGAAAUAAACAAACGAGACAAGAUUAAACAUGAAACUGAAUUAUGUGAAUACAGAAAGAUUGCUUCUCACGACUUUCGAGAGAUUAGCGAAAUGUUUCAACGAAGUUUUGAAGACAAAAUGGAAAUGCAAAUGAACAACUUAAGCAGGAAAAUAGACGAAAAAUUUUUUGAAGUAAAAGAUUCCGUGAAACCAUUGACAUCUCAGUAUAAAGAAAUGAUGGAAUCUAUGAACAUAAAUGAACAACAUGUUCAAACAUUGACAUCACCAAUUGAAAUGGUCAUGAACUCUGUAAGAGGUGAUAUUUUGAUUGCUGGAGGUAACUCAGUUGGUUCCUCAAAGAGUGUUGAAAUAUUUUCAUGGAAGGAGGAGAAAUGGUUUAAGAUUGCAUCAAUGGAAAAUGAACACAGCAGAGCUUCAUCAUUUAUUUAUAAUGAUAAUUUAUUUGUUGUUGGAGGAGUGGCCUGCAUGUCAAUGGAGACAUUGAAUAUAAAACAGUUUCCUUUGACAUGGAAGACAUUUCCCACAGAGCUUCCUUAUGACUGUGAGGGUCAUCAAACUGUUGUUUAUAAACAACAAAUCUUUCACAUUGGAGGAGACAUUAUUACUAAAGGAACAUUAGAUCUGAUCAGUGAAAUAAAGAUUACAGGUGCAACAUCUAAUGUCUUGAAAGAGUUGUGUCAUAUGCCUGAACCACGUUGGGGCCAUGGAGCUGUUGUUGUUGAUGAUAAAAUUCUUAUUUUCGGAGGAAGGGGAAAAGAUAGGAAAGAUUUGUCCAGUGUUUUGGAAUUUGAUCCAAGGACUCUUACAUUUAAGGAAAUGCCUCCAUUACCUCAUCCAUUGGGUGGAAUGGCAACAGUUCAAUGGAGAGAUCAAGUUGUUCUUCUUGGAGGUUGGGAUGGAAGAAAAACAUUGAACAGUGUUAUCAUGUAUGACACUAAGACAGGUAAGAUUACAGUCUUACCAUCCAUGUUGGAAAAGAGACAUUUCUGUUGUGCAGUUAUAACAGACAAUACAAUUGUUGUCAUGGGAGGUUGGAAUGAUAAAGGUAAUGUUCUUAAUUCAGUGGAGUGUUUUAAAAUGGGAUGUAGUUCUUCAUGGAAAUAUCUUCCUUCAAUGAACGAGCUACGACUUGGGUCCAUAGCCGAAGUUUUACCUUUUGGACAAAAGUAUGUAUAA
Xenia sp. Carnegie-2017 is the source of this 1482-nucleotide messenger RNA. RefSeq names its product kelch-like protein 12. The transcript has 3 exons. Gene Ontology annotation, molecular function: protein binding. The record is from RefSeq and is a predicted model, not a curated record. The coding region runs from base 1 to 1482 and encodes 493 amino acids. NCBI's taxonomy places the organism in Eukaryota, Metazoa, Cnidaria, Anthozoa, Malacalcyonacea, Xeniidae.